ACGGGCAGGCAGCCCAGGGACAAAACGACCUUCCUACCUUACCCUUUACUACUCGAUCCUUUUCGGACUCCGAGGAGCCACGAGCUUCUGGCAGCCCACGUCGCCAUUUCCAUUAUUUGCAUAUAACUAGCGCAACCCCCCGGUCGCUUGACACCCCGUCAGCACUUCUGCUACCUAAUUCUCCGCUUGUCGUAUUUCUUCCACCCAAAACCCAAAACCAGACUUUCGCAUCUUCCCGUCUGCCUUGUUCCAAUUCCCUUGCUUCAACAAGAACAACAUCAACAACAACAACAACAGCAGCAGCAUCACGCCAUGUCUCUCAAGAGCGACAAGUUCCCUUCCUCGGCCGCCUUCGACGCCAUUAACGAUGCGCUAAACUCCAGCGACGCCGAACGGAAAGCCGCCAUCAAGCAGGGCAAGGCUGUUUUUGCCUUUACCCUGAAGAACCAGGCUGGCGAGACCGAGAGCUGGCAUAUCGAUCUCAAGGAGACCGGCAAGGUCGACAAGGGUCUUGGAAACAACCCUACUGUCACCCUCACGCUAUCCGAUGCCGACUUUGGUGCCCUUGUCGCUGGCAAGGCCAACGCACAGAGGCUAUUCAUGUCGGGCAAGCUCAAGAUCAAGGGCGAUGCCAUGAAGGCGACCAAGAUGGAGCCUAUCCUCAAGAAGGCUCAGACCAAGGCCAAGCUAUAGACAACACGUAGAGUGAUACGGGAGAGGGGGGCAGAGAAGGGAGGUGGAGGGCGCAUACAAACUGUUGGAAAUACCCCUGUACAAUGAGGUUUUUCUUUAGACGUGAAUUUUUAUCUACCUAUUUAUGUUGCAUUAAUCUGCCUAUGGUUUUGUUCGCUUCGGAAUAUUCAGUUCUGCAUGUUGUCCCUGAGAGAAAAACUACUGCCAUCGCGUCUUCGCUAUUUAAUAGAUCACCUCGAC
Messenger RNA from Sodiomyces alkalinus F11, 933 nucleotides. Its product is annotated as sterol-binding-like protein. Gene Ontology annotation, cellular component: cytosol. The transcript has 3 exons. The record is from RefSeq and is a predicted model, not a curated record. Lineage: Eukaryota; Fungi; Ascomycota; Sordariomycetes; Glomerellales; Plectosphaerellaceae. The coding region runs from base 313 to 693 and encodes 126 amino acids.